AUGGAAGGCAAGAAAAAGAGCAAAUAUAAAGAUCUCAUAGAUCAAGUCGACCCACUUUUAUUAGAGCAAUGAAGCCAGUAUCUAUUAUUUAGAGAACAAUUUCGCCUAAAAGCAGAACUAAGAGAAGAAAAUUGCUUUGAUUGGAAUUUAGACACUUUGGAAUUAAUUGGUAAAAAAUUAUGCAGGAGGUGUGGAUAUUUCAGCAGAUAAGCAUGACCAAAAUAAAGCAGUUGCGUGUCUUAUAGUAUGUAGAUAUCCAAGUUUUGAGAUUGUCCAUGAGCAAGCUGAAGAAGUUACACUUACUCAGCCUUAUGUUCCUGGAUAUUUAGCAUUUAGAGAAGUUGAACAUUUAGAAAGACUUAUUAAUGACUCACCAGUAAAGCCACAACUAAUUUUGGUAGAUGGAAAUGGAAUUUUGCAUAAUAAAGGUUUUGGAUUAGCAAGUCAUUUAGGAGUUAUUGUAAGAAUUCCUACUGUUGGAGUAGGAAAACAUGUUUUCGCAGUUGAUGGGAUUACAGCUUAUAAUGUAAAGCAGUUAUCGCGAACUUUACAAGCAGGAGGUGAACAUGUAAAUUUGGUCGGAAAAUCAGGGAAAAUUUGGGGUGCUGCGUUGAGGAGUACUGAUGAUUGUAUAAAUCCUGUUAUUGUGUCUGUAGGAAAUAUGAUAACACUUCCUACUGCCCUAGAAAUAGUAAAACAAUGCUGUCUGUAUAGAGUACCUGAACCAAUUCGACUUGCAGAUAAGUUGUCAAGGAAGAUGGUAAAGAACGUUUAA
Blepharisma stoltei is the source of this 775-nucleotide messenger RNA. Lineage: Eukaryota; Ciliophora; Heterotrichea; Heterotrichida; Blepharismidae. The record is from the annotation of a GenBank genome assembly.